Messenger RNA from Zea mays, 693 nucleotides. RefSeq names its product extensin. The record is from RefSeq and is a predicted model, not a curated record. The transcript is spliced from 2 exons. The coding region runs from base 1 to 693 and encodes 230 amino acids. Lineage: Eukaryota; Viridiplantae; Streptophyta; Magnoliopsida; Poales; Poaceae.
AUGUCGGGUUGGUCCCCAGAUUUGAACACCUUCACGGAUCUCUUGCAAUCCGAUGGGUCACCUACAACCCUUCCGUUAGAUGAGUCUUCUUCACUACAUCGUCGCUACGAUGUUUCAACCUCACUCCCCCGUGCACUAUUUCCGGCUGCGCGUCCACCACCAUACCCUUAUCCCUAUCAUUUGUAUCAAUAUCCACCGUCUUCAUAUGGUCAACCUCCAACUUCCCAAGCCGGAAUUCAAGCCUCAUUCCCGGUACGUCUGUAUGCCCCUCCCCCACCUGCUGCGGACGGAAGUCAAGCUUCUUUCCAGAUACCUCCAUACGCCCCUCCUCCAUAUGCUCCACCUCCGUAUGGAGUACCUCCUUAUGCUCCACCUCCGUAUGGAGCACCUCAUCCAUAUGCUCCACCUACGUAUGGAGCACCUCCUCCAGUUGCACCUUUAUCUGUUGGAUCUGAAAACCAAGCUGAGGAAAAUCCCGUGCCGAAGGAAAAGCGUCCAAAGAGGCUAGAGUGGACGAAGGAAGACGAGGAAAAGCUGGUUAAUGCUUGGUUUAUGCAUUCUAAUGAUCCCAUCUCCGGCAACAAUAAGAGCGGAUCAAGUUUCUGGGGCCAAAUAGCGGCAACAUAUAACUCCACCUCCGACCCUAUCCGUCAUCGAACCGCCAAGCAACUUAAAGAUCAUUGGGUCACCUAA